This is a messenger RNA of Oryctolagus cuniculus (rabbit), 7132 nucleotides long. RefSeq lists its product as uncharacterized. Lineage: Eukaryota; Metazoa; Chordata; Mammalia; Lagomorpha; Leporidae. Gene Ontology annotation, cellular component: nucleoplasm; nucleus. Gene Ontology annotation, biological process: regulation of cytokine production; negative regulation of transcription by RNA polymerase II; regulation of immune system process. Gene Ontology annotation, molecular function: RNA polymerase II cis-regulatory region sequence-specific DNA binding; DNA-binding transcription repressor activity, RNA polymerase II-specific. The record is from RefSeq and is a predicted model, not a curated record.
UGGCAGCACUUCGUAAAGCAGCAGGAGGGCGUCUAAGACUGACUUCCGUGGGUUGCAAAGAGCCGCGAGCCUCCCUGUUCGGACGGAGUGUGACAGUCAGCCGGGGUCUGGGGUCAGCUGGGUCCUCAGGAUCCCGGGAUGGCGGCGGCGUUCAUGGACCCGGCGCAGGUGUCUGUGACUUUUGAAGAUGUGGCUGUGACUUUCACCCAGGAAGAGUGGAGGCAGCUGGAGCCCGCUCAGCAUAACUUGUACCGGGAGGUGAUGCUGGACGUCUGUGGGCUGCUGGUCUCGCUGGGGUGUCCUGUUCCCAGACCUGAGCUGAUCUGCCAUUCGGAGCACAGGCCGGAGCUGUGGACAGUGAAGAAACACCUCUUCCAAAGCACCUGUCUAGAUGACAAAAGAGAACGCAAGAACACAGAACCUAAUGCACGUGAGCCAGCCCUGUCUGAGGUGGCUUCACUCCAGGGACAACUAAAGCAAGGAGCCUCAGGGGACUCCCAGCUGGUGCAAGCCAAGGAUCAGGAUGGGGCAUCAGCAAGGCAGGAAGGACACUUGAGACUGGGGGUUGACCUCCAGAGCAAGAAGCUUCCUGGGAAAAUGAUCCCUGAAGAUGGUGUUUUAGGGACUGCUGAAGACCUGUGUUCCCGGAAUGUACAGGAACAAGCCGCUCCAGGAAGCACUGUCGGUGAGCAGAACUCCCACGGGCCAGGUACAUGUCCCAUGACUCCGGAAGAAGAAAAUAGUUUUAAAUGCAGUGAAUGUGGGAAGGUGUUUAACAAGAAACGCCUCCUUGCUCAGCAUGAGAGGAUUCAUUCUGGGGUGAAGCCCUACGAAUGCACGGAGUGUGGGAAGACCUUCAGCAAGAGCGCAUACCUCCUUCAGCAUCACAUGGUCCACACUGGGGAGAAGCCCUAUAAGUGCAUGGAGUGUGGCAAGGCCUUCAACCGCAAGUCACACCUCACGCAGCACCAGCGGAUUCACAGCGGAGAGCAGCCUUACAAGUGCAAUGAAUGUGGGAAGGCCUUCACUCACCGCUCCAGUUUCGUCUUACAUAACAGAAGCCACACUGGGGAGAAACCCUUUGUGUGCAAAGAAUGUGGUAAAGCUUUCCGAGACAGGCCUGGUUUCAUCCGCCACUACAUCAUCCACAGCGGGGAGAAUCCCUAUGAGUGCUUCGAGUGUGGCAAGGUCUUCAAGCACAGGUCCUACCUCAUGUGGCACCAGCAGACUCAUACUGGGGAGAAGCCCUAUGAGUGCAGUGAGUGUGGGAAAGCUUUCUGUGAGAGUGCGGCCCUGAUUCACCACUAUGUCAUCCACACCGGGGAGAAGCCCUUUGAGUGCCUGGAGUGUGGGAAGGCCUUCAACCACAGGUCGUACCUUAAGAGGCACCAGCGGAUUCACACCGGGGAGAAGCCUUACGUGUGCAACGAAUGUGGGAAAGCCUUCACCCACUGCUCUACAUUCAUCUUGCAUAAGAGGGCCCACACUGGAGAAAAACCUUUUGAGUGCCAAGAGUGUGGGAAAUCCUUUAGCAAUAGAGCAGACCUCAUUCGACACUUCAGCAUCCACACUGGAGAGAAGCCCUAUGAAUGCGCAGAGUGUGGAAAGGCCUUCAACCGCAAGUCAGGCCUCACAAGGCACCAGCGGACUCACAGCGGAGAGAAGCCCUACGAAUGCGUCGAGUGUGGGAAAUCCUUUUGCUGGAGUACAAACCUCAUUCGCCACUCCAUCGUCCACACUGAAGAGAUGCCCUAUGAGUGCAGUGAAUGUGGAAAGGCCUACCGUCGCAGCUCAUCCCUUAUUCAGCAUCAAAGGAUGCACACGGGGAGAAACCCUGUCAAUGUAGCAGAAGUAGGAAGACCUUUUGCAAAUGAGCAAACCUCUGUCAACAUCCAAGAAUUACUUUUGGGGAAUGACUUCUUGAAUGUAACUACUAAAGAAAAUCUUUUGCAGAAGGAAACAUCUUGCGUGCUGUCUGACCAUUCUUACCACAGAGAAACCCCACAAGUGUCUUCACUCUGAGAAAAUCUAUUUGCAGAAUACACUGGUCAUCUAAACAGUUUUUUGUUUUGUUUUGUUUUUUAUCCCCCCCCCUCCCUUUUUUUUUUGACAGGCAGAGUGGACAGUGUGAGAGAGAGACAGAGAGAAAGGUCUUCCUUUGCCGUUGGUUCACCCUCCAAUGGCCGCUGUGACCGGCAUACUGCGCCUAUCCAAAGGCAGAAGCCAGGUGCUUCUCCUGGUCUCCCAUGGGGUGCAGGGCCCAAGCACUUGGGCCAGCCUCCACUGCACUCCCUGGCCACAGCAGAGAGCUGGCCUGGAAGAGGGACAACCGGGACAGAAUCCAGUGCCCCAACCGGGACUAGAACCUGGUGUGCCAGCGCCGCAAGGCGGAGGAUUAGCCUAGUGAGCCGCGGCGCCGGCCUAUCUAAACAGUUCUAUUAGCAAUUGACCCAGUUUAUAAGCCUUAUUCUCCUAAGAAGUCACAGAGAGACCCACUAGUUAUUGUGCAAAUAGGAAAACCAAACUUCCUCUUUCUCCUUAAAAUUUUUUUUAUAAAAAAGAGAUCAUAAUUGGAGAGAAGAGAAAAUGAAAUGCAAACACUGCUUCACAGUGCUGUGCUGAGUCUGUGACACUAGAUCAUGGAGUUCCUAGUUUAUUGGUGUGGAAGUGGGCCUUGGUGCUCUACGCGUGUCUUGUGUAUGCACCCAUUGCGGCCUAGGGUCAAGAGAGGUAGAAUGUUGUAGGAACAUUUGGAAACUUACCAGGUAUCUUCCAUGUUCCACAACAUUGUUUCUCUUCUUGUGGGGCACAAUUUUCAUGAGAAAUAUGAAGACUUGAGUUCUAAAGUGCUUCUAUAUAAGGAGCCAAGGAAACAUAUGAAUGGGCACAUUUUAUUGUACCACUUAAGACUUUUAUCUAUUUGAUUUUUAGAAAAAAAAGUAUGUGGUUUUAAACACAAAACAUUCAGAAUACUUUCUUGAUCCCAAUUUGAUUGUAUAUUUUAUUGCUGUAGCUAUGGUAAAUCUUAAAAUUGGGUAAAGUGAUUACCUUGUUCCUAUUUAAAAUGGAUUUUGCAUUCUUAGCUCCUCUGACCUUCCAUAAACAUUUUAGGUUUUGAUUUUCUGUUUUUACAAAGAAAUCGUCCUCAGAUUUCAAUACAAAAUAUGUUAAAUCUAUGGAUCAGUCUGUUGAGAAUCAGCUUUAUUGUGUUCAGUCUUCUAGUUCAUGAACAUAGAAGUAUCUAAGUAUUCCUUGUUUUAUUUCAUUAUUCUCUUAUAACACACAGGGUAUAGCUUCUGUACAUUUCAAAUUAGAUUUAUAGCUUCAUUUUUGCUUUGAUUACAAAUAUAUUUAUAUAUAAAGCUUAAAUCUUCACAUGGUGGGGCACCAUUGGGGUAUAGUCUGUUAAGCUGCUACUUGUAGCAUCAGCAUCCCAUAUUGGAUGUGUUAAUUUGGGUCUUGGCUGCUCCAGUCCCAAUCCAGCAUUCUGAUAAAGUUACUGGGAAGGCAACAGAUGGUGCCCCAAGUGCUUGGUACCCUGUCACUCAAGUGUGAGACCAGGAUAGAGUUCCUACAUCCUGGCUUUGGCCUGGCCCGGCGCUGGCUGUCAUGGGCAUUUGAGGAGUAAACCAUUAGAUGGGAGGUUUCUCUAGUCUUUCCAUCUGUGUCACUCUGCCUUUCAAAUAAAUAAGUAUUACAAAAUCUUUUACAUGGUAUUUGAUCAUAUACAGAAAUAUCACUUUAAAAAUUUUUGACAUCCUACAACCUUGCUAAAUACACAUGUAAGUUUCUACUUCUUUCAGAGAAUCCUUGGGAUUUUAUGUGUGGAGAUGUGAUAUGCAAAUAGAGGCACUUGUAUUUCCUCCUUCCCAUCUGUGUACCUUUAUUUUUCUUGAGUUACUUCUUUCAGUAUGAUUUCCACUAUGAUGCCAAAUGGGAAUAGUAAGAAAUCUUCCAUACCUGGUUUGUGAUACUUGGCAAAAAUGUUCAGUCUCUCAUUAGUAUGAUGUUAUAAAUUUUCUCAUACAGUUUUCAUUCAACUUCAGAAGGUUUACCCUAGUAUUUUACUGAGUUUCUUUUUAGUGACUUGGAUUUUGUCAGAAACUUUUUCUCCAUCAGUUGCUGUGAUCAUGCAGUUACUCAGUUGUCUGUUGUGAUAUACUGCAUUGAGUUUUAGAUAGUGAGCCAGCUUUUCAUCCUGGGAGUAAGCACCACUUGGUUAUGUGGAAUAGUUUUUUAUUAUAUUACGUAUUGCAUUUGUUAGUAUUUUCUUCUAAUUUCAUUAGUGAAAUUGCUGUCAUUGUCUUAUUUUAAUGUCCAGGUAAUAGUAGCCAUCCCACCCACACACUCCUGAAUUGGAAGAUACUCUCUCUUCAAUUAUCUGGAAGAUAGUUUGUAGAGCUAGUGUUGUUUAAUAUGUGGUAGCAUUCUCCAGUAGACUAUUUGGACCUAUAGACUCUUUCUUUUGGUUUUUAGAUUAUGUAUUUAUUUUAUUUAAUAAGUUUAGAACUAUUCAGAAUGUUUCAUACUGGAAGAAUUAUAAUUCUUUUCAAUGAAUUGUAAAAUUGUAAUUGUAAAAAAUAUAUAAUUUCUAAUUUGCAGCAUUGUUUCAGGCAUUCCUUUAUUAUCCUGCUGAUGACAUGAGGAUGUUUACUUGUAGUCCCGUUUAUUCUGAUAUUGUAAAUGCAUCCAUCCUGUUACCCCAUUGUGCCACAAAAGUUGGCCCACAAAAUAUAUCCAUUUUCUUGAUCUUUAUCAUUCUUAGACAUUUAUCAAUAUCAUUUGUUAUGUUAAAGAACCAGUGUUUGGCCAGCGCCUUGACUCACUAGGCUAAUCCUCUGCCUGCGGCGCCGGCACCCCGGGUUCUAGUCCCGGUUGGGGCACGGGAUUCUGUCCUGGUUGCUCCUCUUCCAGUCUAGCUCUCUGCUGUGGCCUGGGAGUGCAGUGGAGGAUGGCCCAAGUGUUUGGGCCCCUGCACUGAUGUGGGAGACCAGGAGGAAGCUCCUGGCUUCGGAUCGGCGUAGCUCUGGCGUUGUGGCCAUUUGGGGAGCAAACCAACAAAAGGAAGACCUUUCUCUCUCUCUCUCUCUCUCACUGUAACUCUACCUGUCAAGUAAAUAAAUAAACGUCUUAAAAAAAAAAAAAAAACAAUACAUUACAUCACUGAAUUUUCCUGUUUUCUUAAUACACUGAUUUCUGCUCUUUAUACCCUUAUGUUUCAUGUACUCGGCUAUUAAUAAUUUCUUGAAGUGGAUCUAUAGAUUAUUAAUUUGAGGGUGUUUUUCCUUUUUGUAAAUGAAAGAUCUAUUUAUUUGAAAGGCAGGUCAGCAGAGAGAGCAUGCACAUGCUUUCAUCUGGUUCACUCCCUGAAUGGCUGCAACAGAAGGGUCUGGGCCAGACCAAAGCCAGGUACCAAGAAUUCCAUCAGGUGUCCCACAUGGGUGGCAGGGCCGUCUUCCACUGCCUUCUCCAGGCACACUGGCAGGAGCUGGAUUGGAAGCAAAGUAGCCAGGACUUUAACUGGCAUUCUGAUGUGGGAUGCUGGUGUCACAGGCAGCUUAACCCACUGUGCCACAAAGCUGACCCUCCCCCCACUUUUUUCUUUCCUUACACAUGGCACAUGGAUUAAGUCCUAUGGAUUUCCAUUACAGCACUGUUGCCUUCAUCCCACAAGGUUUAAUGUUUUGAUUAUAAUUUCUUUGUUUCUAAAAUUAUUGGAUUUCUUUUGAGACUACUUCUCUAACUUAUGAAUUAUUUGGAAGUACAUUUCAUUUCCUGGUAUUUGCAAGAUUUCCUGCUGUUUCUUAUUGAUUACUAGUGUGUUUUGCAUUUGCUCUCUCACUUUAAAUUUGUUGACUUUUUAAAAUGUCCCAGCAUUUGCUGGUCUGUCUUGUUAUAUAUGGCUGCUUGAAAGAAUGUGUGUUCUGGCCGGCGCCGUGGUUCACUAGGCUAAUCCUCCGCCUUGCGGCGCCAGCACACUGGGUUCUAGUCCCGGUUGGGGCGACGGAUUCUGUCCCGGUUGCCCCUCUUCCAGGCCAGCUCUCUGCUGUGGCCAGGGAGUGCAGUGGAGGCUGGCCCAAGUGCUUGGGCCCCGCACCCCAUGGGAGACCAGGAUAAGUACCUGGCUCCUGCCAUCGGAUCAGCGCAAUGCGCCGGCCGCGGCGGCCAUUGGAGGGUGAACCAACGGAAAAGGAAGACCUUUCUCUCUCUCUCUCUCACUGUCCACUCUGCCUGUCAAAAAAAAAGAAUAUGUAUUCUGUUUUCAUUGGGUGACAUUUCUUCUUUUUCUUUUUUUUAAGAUUUAUUUAUUUAUUUGAAAGUCAGAGUUACACAGAGAGAGGAGGAGAGGCAGAGAGAGAGAGGUCUUCCAUCCACUGGUUCACUCCCCAGUUGGCAGCCAAAGCUGCACCAAUCCAAAGCCAGGAACCAAGAGCUUCUUCCAGGUCUUCCCACACAGGUGCAGGGCCCAAGGACUUGGGCCAUCUUCCAUUGCUUUCUCAGGCCACAGCAGAGAGCUGGAUUGAAGUGGAGCAGUUGGGCCUUGAACCAGCUUUAGCUGCUAUGCCACAGCGCUGGCCCCUGGGUGAAAUUUCUGUAAAUGCCUCCUUGAUCCCAUUGAUUGAUGGUGUACUCAGAUAUUAUAUAUCUUUGCUGGCUUACUGUCUUGUAUUUCUAUCACUUGCUCAGAAUGGAAUGUUGAAGUCCUUAACUAUUAUUAGAGAGUUACCCUUCCUUUAAGUUAUAUCUAUCUUUGCUUUACUUAAUUCAAAGCUGUAAUUUUGAUACAUACACAUGUAGACUUGCUCUGUCCUCUUGGUGUAUUGAUCCUUGUAUCAUUAUGUAGUGCCACCUCCCUCCCCCACUCCUGUUAACGUUACUUGGUCCUGAAGUAUACUUUAUCUUGGUCCUGAAGUAUACUUUAUACUCCUGCACUUUCUGAUUAAUGUUUUCAGGCUUUAACUUUUUUCAUUGUUUCAGUUUAAGCGUUACCUUUAUGAUUGCAUUUGAAGUAACUUUUUUUAUGAUCAGCAUGUUCUUGGAUCAUCCUGUCCAUUUUGCAUGUCUGUCUUAAUUGGUAUAUUUAGACCUUUUAAGAUUAAAAUAAUUAAUUAUUGAUAUGUUAACACAUCUA